Periconia digitata is the source of this 880-nucleotide messenger RNA. NCBI's taxonomy places the organism in Eukaryota, Fungi, Ascomycota, Dothideomycetes, Pleosporales, Periconiaceae. The record is from the annotation of a GenBank genome assembly.
CGCUCGACUCCUCUCAUCUCGCCCAUCAUCAACUCAUUUGCUAUAUACCCAAACAUGUCUUCCUUUGAAAACCAAGUCGUCAUCGUCACAGGCUGCAGUUCCGGCAUCGGUCUAGCCACCACAAAUCUCUUCCUCUCCCGCGCCGCAAAAGUGUUCGGCAUCGACAUCCAGCCCUUCUCCCACACGCUGCCCGCAGACCACCAAUCCGCGUUUGAAUUCCACCAAGUGGACCUCAACAUCGCCAAGGCGACGGAAGAUGCGGUCGCGGCGUGCCACAUCAAGUUUGGCCCCAAGAUCGAUGUGCUGGUGAAUUGUGCGGGCGUGUCGGAUGGGUGGUCCAGCGCGGAUACGUUGAAGGAGAGCGAGUGGGACCGUGUGAUUUCGAUUAACCUGACGAUUCCCGUGAAGCUGAUGACGGCGGUUUUGCCGGCUAUGAAGGAGGCUAAGAGUGGCGCCAUUGUCAAUGUGUGUAGUAAGGCUGGUGUCGCGGGUGCUGUGGCGGGGAUUGCGUAUACGGCGAGCAAACAUGGCUUGGUCGGUGCGACCAAGAACGUAGCAUGGCGAUUCCGACAGGACGGCAUCCGAUGCAACGCAGUGCUUCCAGGUGGCGUGAACACUAACAUUGCAUCAUCCGUCAACAUGGAGUGUUUCGACACCGAAGGCUUCAAUUCCUUCUUCCCAAACAUCCAGACGCACCUCGGCAAGUCCGACGGCCAGCCCGUACCCAUUAUUGGAACCGACGACGUGGCUCACGGGAUCGCCUAUCUCGCCUCGAGCGAUGCAAAGAUGGUCAACGGCGCGUUACUGCCGAUCGACGGGGCGUGGUCGACUGUGUGAGAUAAUUGAGGGCAAAGGUUGUUGUAUUGUUAAGUUCGUCUGU